AUGCGUGUUAAGAAAGCCGAUACUUAUGAUACAAAACGUGUCUGGGCUUACGCCGUCAGACUUGGAACUUUUUCGAAGGGAGGUCGCUGGUUACUGGCCAGGACCCAGAGUUUCAAUGCCCCGGGGAAUCCGACCCAAAGAUUCUUUUCAAAGACUAUUUCUGCUAUUCUAGGUGACUUGUGCGCCGUGGGAUUAGUGGGAGAACACAUCUCGCUCGAGCAAAGAGAGACUGGUCUCGAGGGAGAAGGAACGGAAAUGGUUCUCCGCCUAGUGCGAAAAAUGCUACAAUGGGAACCGGAAAAGCCAAACUCUGCUAUUCAACUCGAGCAGGACAACUGGGUGUAA
Molecule: messenger RNA, 345 nt
Organism: Penicillium waksmanii
Lineage: Eukaryota; Fungi; Ascomycota; Eurotiomycetes; Eurotiales; Aspergillaceae
Exons: 2
Coding region: 1-345 (114 amino acids)
Source: RefSeq, a predicted model, not a curated record